ACGGAAGUGGCGUGAGGUGUUGUUGACGCGAGGUGUGUGCUGGGAAAGAUUCAAUAGGGCGCCAUUUUGCUCUUUGGAAGAGAAGCAAAGGUUGUAUCUAUUAAAGAGCCGUGCGCAGUUUCAGACACAAUGGCAAGUCCGGGAAAAGACAACUACAGGAUGAAGAGCUAUAAAAACAAAGCACUGAAUCCUCAGGAGAUGCGUCGAAGGAGAGAAGAGGAAGGAAUCCAGCUACGCAAACAGAAGAGAGAAGAGCAGCUGUUCAAGAGGAGAAAUGUAUGUGUACCUUCCAGUGAUGAAUCAAUGCUAGAAUGUCCGAUCCAAGAUCCAGAUAUCAGCUCCACGGUACCUGUUGCCAGUGAUGGGGUCAUAACUCCAGAUAUGAUUCAGAUGAUCUUCUCUGAAGACCCAGACCAGCAGCUAAUUGCUACACAGAAAUUUAGGAAAUUACUCUCUAAAGAGCCGAACCCACCCAUAGAUGAGGUAAUUUCCACUCCUGGUGUUGUGAAUCGUUUUGUGGAAUUCCUGAAGAGGAGUGAAAACUGCACAUUGCAGUUUGAGGCAGCCUGGGCACUGACCAACAUUGCCUCAGGUACUUUCCUGCACACCAAGGUGGUGAUUGAAACAGGAGCUGUUCCCAUCUUCAUUGAGCUGCUGAACUCUGAGUACGAGGACGUCCAGGAACAGGCGGUGUGGGCUUUGGGCAACAUAGCGGGAGAUAAUGCUGAGUGCAGAGACUAUGUGCUCAACUGUGGCAUCCUGCCGUCUCUACAACAGCUGCUCGCUAAAUCCAACCGCCUCACAACAACCCGCAAUGCAGUCUGGGCUCUGUCCAACCUCUGCAGAGGAAAGAACCCCCCACCAGAUUUUGCCAAGGUGUCUCCUUGUCUCAGCGUGCUGUCCAGGCUUCUGUUCAGCAGUGAUCCAGAUGUUCUGGCUGAUGCUUGCUGGGCUUUGUCCUACCUGUCUGACGGCCCCAAUGAGAAGAUCCAGACGGUCAUUGACUCCGGGGUCUGCCGUAGACUAGUGGAGCUACUCAUGCACAGUGACUAUAAGGUUGUUUCUCCUGCUCUGCGUGCGGUGGGCAACAUUGUAACAGGAGAUGACAUCCAGACUCAGGUAAUCUUGAACUGUUCAGCACUGCCAUGUUUACUCCACCUCCUCAGCAGUCCCAAGGAGUCCAUCAAGAAGGAGGCGUGCUGGACUGUGUCCAACAUCACAGCAGGAAACAGAGCUCAGAUUCAGAAUGUGAUUGAUGCCAACAUCUUCCCAGUACUGAUUGAGAUCCUUCAGAAGGCAGAGUUCCGCACAAGGAAGGAGGCAGCGUGGGCCAUUACUAACGCCACCUCGGGUGGCACUCCUGCACAGAUGAGGUAUCUGGUGUCUCUGAAUGCCAUCAAACCCAUGUGUGACCUGCUGACAGUAAUGGACUCAAAGAUCGUACAGGUCUCUCUGAAUGGCCUGGAGAACAUCCUCAGACUGGGAGAACAGGAGGCCAAACAGAAUGGAACCGGCAUCAACCCAUACUGCGCUCUCAUUGAGGAGGCUUACGGCCUGGACAAGAUCGAGUUCCUGCAGAGCCAUGAGAACCAGGAGAUCUACCAGAAGGCCUUCGACCUGAUCGAACACUACUUCGGGGUGGAGGAGGAGGACGCCAGUCUGGCUCCGCAGGUUGACCAGAGUCAAGGCCAGUUCGUCUUCCAGCAACAGGAAGGACCCAUGGAGGGUUUCCAGCUUUAACCCCGCCUUACCUCCACAGCUGCUUCUUCUUCCUGGUCUCUAAACCUCUGCCAGAGACGGCGGCCUACUGGUCUGCAGACUCUCCUGGUUCCUCCCCUUAUCUCUGCUGGGCGGCCAGCUCCACCAGCUCCUCCCCAGACCUUCACUUCUACUAUGUUGUCACAACAACACCUACUCGGAGAGAUGAAGAGAGAUUAGUGAAUAUGGAGACGAGACGAAAGGUGAGAGCACAUUCGGCUCGCUGAGGCUGUUUGAGACUUCAGGAACCUAAUGCUGGUUCCCAUCCCACUCAUGAGAUGUCUGUCAUGAAAAGCCAAUUCAUGCUGAAGAAAUAGUUCUCCUGUUUUUUCCUUAGUGAUACAGUAUGCUUUUCCUCUGACUUCCUGUGAUAUUAUUUCUGUCAUUCUGAAUGAUGUUAAUGAUAUUUGUGUUACAAUUAGAACCUGGUGUCUCCAAAUCAGCAUCCAUAUCCCUUUUUCAAUGUGAAACUACCUCUUCAGUCUUCAGAAAGGAACCAGAAGGAAGGAAAGAAGAAAAGCCCUAAAUGAACAGAUAAAAGCAACAGACUGAUUUUUUUUUUUCUUCUUUUAUGAUCCAAUCUUGAAUAAAAUGCUUGGUGUUCAGAUUGGUGGUGUGGUGGCUCCCCUGUCAGAAGUCUGUAGGCAUGUAGUCGAUGUAAAUACAGUACUACUGUAUGUCCUGGUGUUGCCAUACUGUCAGUCUGAAGAAGCUGCACGUGGUCUCUGGGCUGGGCUUUUAUUUAUUUGUCUUUUAGGAGCUGUGGAGAAGCUCCUCUUUCUCUUCUCCACCCCUCAGCUCUGACCAAAGGCGACUGCUUCCUGGUUUAUGUAAGUUAGUUUGAAAUCUCUUAACAGUGUUGGCUCUUUGCUAGUGUUUCGCUGCUUAUUUUAAAUGUUUUCAGAGAGCAGUAUCAGGGCAAGACAGGUGCUGUCUAUGUUACACGAUGCAGUGUGUGCAACAAUCUUGCUAGUUAAAUGUUGUUUUCUAAUUUCUCACUUGAACUAGCAACGUAAUAUAUCUUAAAUUAUUUUUUCUGCCUGCACUCAUUUCUUUGAUGUGAUGGGAUUCUUCAACUAACUGGAGGGUUUGUAUAUUAUAUAUACAUGUAAGAAAGUGUAAAGAAAGUAUUUAAGUGGCUGUGGGAAGGUGUGAUAUGCAAUUCCGUUUUGGGACUGGUGUGCAGUUGUACCAUUUCCAGUCCAUCACUGCUUCUCCUUUAUGCACCCCUGAACGUUUCUGAUUUACUUUGAGGAGGUUUGUCUCCUAAAUUUUUUUUCAUGUCCUGAUUAUGUGGUUUGAAGUCUUAAGAUGGAAGCGCAGUGUUUUGUUUUCCCUUGAACCAUGAUUUUUUGUUUCAAUCCGUGCACAUUUGAGUACAGUAAUUGGUGGAGAACCGAACAUGAAAUUAAUCUAUAUUUACGUGAAAUGGAAAGUAUUUGUAAUGCAGAAAUUACAUCAAGCACAUUUAAUCGUGUAUAGUUUUCUAAUAUUUCUGGUUUGUAUGAUUGUAUAUCAUUUUUUAGGUUUUGGUAGUGUUUUUGUUUUCUCUUGUUUGGGAAUUAAUUUGCUGUGUUCUUGUGGCUCUCAGUAGACAUUGUGUAUUAGAGCUCCAGCAGCCUGUGUACAGAGUGAAUUACUGUAUGCAGCCACAGUCUGCGCUUCCUAACACGGACUGGAUCCCAGAGGUCCGACAGUGAAGCCGGGUCAGGCUGUCUGUAAUGAUGCCUGGUUCUUCUGGGUGGGGAUGCACACGUAUAUUGUGUAACAAGAGUUAAUAAAUUGACCUGUUGGAUACAAACCAUA
Morone saxatilis (striped sea-bass) is the source of this 3564-nucleotide messenger RNA. RefSeq names its product karyopherin alpha 5 (importin alpha 6) (gene kpna5). Lineage: Eukaryota; Metazoa; Chordata; Actinopteri; Moronidae. Bases 130 to 1740 code for a protein of 536 amino acids. The record is from RefSeq and is a predicted model, not a curated record. The transcript is spliced from 14 exons. Gene Ontology annotation, biological process: NLS-bearing protein import into nucleus. Gene Ontology annotation, molecular function: protein binding; nuclear import signal receptor activity. Gene Ontology annotation, cellular component: nucleus; cytoplasm; nucleoplasm.